CAUGGCUUUCCUGAAGGAUGGGAACCACACUGCAGUGACAGAGUUCAUUUUAUUGGGAUUAGCAGAUGAUCCAGUCCUUAGAGUCAUCCUCUUCACCAUCAUCCUGUGCAUCUACCUGGUGACUGUGUCUGGGAACCUCAGCACCAUCCUUCUCAUCAGAGCCUCUCCCCAACUCCAUCACCCCAUGUACUUUUUUCUCAGUCACUUGGCUACUGUUGACAUAGGCUACUCAUCUUCUGUCACACCCAAUAUGCUUGUCAACUUCCUCGUAGAGAGAAACACCAUCUCUUACCUUGGGUGUGUCAUCCAGCUUGGCUCAGCUGCUUUCUUUGGAACAACUGAAUGCUUCCUUCUGGCUGUGAUGGCUUAUGAUCGCUUCAUGGCAAUCUGUAAUCCACUGCUGUAUUCAACCAAAAUGUCCACGCAAGUCUGUAUCCAAUUGGUUGUAGGAUCUUACAUAGGGGGUUUUCUUAACACUUCCUGCUUCACCUUUUCUUUCUUUUCUUUUCUAUUCUGUGGACCAAAUAUAAUCAAUCACUUUUUCUGUGAUUUUGCUCCUCUGAUGGAACUCUCCUGUUCUGACGCCAGUGUCUCUGGAGUUGUUAUCUCAUUUUCUGCUGGCACAGUCACUAUUACCACACUUUUGGUCAUAGCCAUAUCUUAUGUUUAUAUCCUCAUUACCGUCCUGAAGAUGCGCUCCACCGAGGGCCGCCACAAGGCCUUCUCUACCUGCACCUCCCACCUCACUGCAGUCACUCUCUACUAUGGGACCGUUACGUUCAUUUAUGUGAUGCCCAAGUCCAGCUACUCCGCAGACCAGAACAAGGUGGUAUCUGUGUUCUACAUGGUGGUGAUCCCCAUGUUGAACCCCCUCAUCUACAGCCUCAGGAGUAAUGAGAUGAAGGAUGCUCUGAAGAGACAGCUUAGUAAAAAACCAUUUUCUUAA
Messenger RNA from Acomys russatus (golden spiny mouse), 946 nucleotides. Its product is annotated as olfactory receptor 502-like. Gene Ontology annotation, cellular component: membrane. The transcript has a single exon. The record is from RefSeq and is a predicted model, not a curated record. Gene Ontology annotation, biological process: G protein-coupled receptor signaling pathway; sensory perception of smell. Gene Ontology annotation, molecular function: olfactory receptor activity; G protein-coupled receptor activity; odorant binding. NCBI's taxonomy places the organism in Eukaryota, Metazoa, Chordata, Mammalia, Rodentia, Muridae. The coding region runs from base 2 to 946 and encodes 314 amino acids.